This is a messenger RNA of Danio aesculapii, 1975 nucleotides long. RefSeq lists its product as uncharacterized. Bases 143 to 1546 code for a protein of 467 amino acids. NCBI's taxonomy places the organism in Eukaryota, Metazoa, Chordata, Actinopteri, Cypriniformes, Danionidae. The transcript is spliced from 8 exons. The record is from RefSeq and is a predicted model, not a curated record.
UAUCUGGACGAAACCCGCAGGUGAAUGUGUGUACACAAAGAUGACGAACCACACACAAGCGCUCUGAAAUGGUAUGUUUCAUAGGCUGAAGACUACAACAACCGGCGGAUUUUGAAGCGGAUUUCUGUGUAAUAUCAACAGCAUGUCCGCUUUUGUGGCCCAUCCGUCUGUUCGUGUCAGAGGAACUGAACACACAUACACUCCUGUGCUGUGCCAGGAUGAAAAGUGUUUGGGGCAGGAAAAAGGUGUGCACAUGCACUGUCCGCUGUGUGCUGUGACCGAGGCUUAUCAAGACCCGGUCAUCCUGCGAGCUCACUUCCGCAUCAAACACGUGGACAAAGGCAUUGAGUUUGCUGGCUUGAAAGUGCUGCGCUGCUGUAUCCAUUGUGAAAUUGUGGGCACUAUAAAAGGAGAAAAGAGGUUUAAAGGUGCGCAUUGGCACUGUUACCGUUGCAGAAAUGGUUUCAACAGGAGGGACGAGGCCAUCAAACACUAUAAAACACACUUCCGAAAUCCUCACACCACAUUCCAGAUCCAAGUCACGCAGAAUGUAAACUGCCGACAGUAUUACGGUGAAAGCUCAGAAGCUCACGUGAAAGCAUAUGAAGGCCUUGCAGUGGGUCUUGGACCAGGUGAAGAUGGCACAAGCAUUGGGUCCAUCUUAACACAGCCCAUUCUGACCACUGGCACUGAAACACUGCUGACUGUGGAGCCAAAGGAAGACGUUGAGAGAAAUGGCAUCCCAUUGGGUGCUGAGGAGGAGGUGCAGUCUUCCCAAAGUUCAUCUGAUGGGACACAGACUCUUGUUCUUAUGGAUCCUGAUGGACAAGGAAGCAGUGUGAUCUAUGAUACAACUACUGGUAUCCUUACUGAACAGGAAGCAGAAAGUUUGGAGCAGACACUGCUGCAGAAACGUCUCCUGGAGCUUCACCAGCAGAUCGACACACUUCAUCAGGAGAAGGAGAGCAUGGAGAAGACACUACGAGCUGAGAUUAAACAGCUCAAAGAACAGGUCGCAAGCCUAGUGCAAUCUAAUGUGAGGAUGUUUGAGGAACUGCAAGCCUAUCAAUGUCCUGAUCACAGCCAACAAAAGGUGGCCAAACUUAUGGAAAGCCUUGAAGCUCAGCACAAGGAGCUCCUGCAGGCUCAGUUGGCUUCGCUCAGAAGGGAGAUCCUGUGCGGGACUGGUCACGUCAUGGCAAUCAAUGGCCACAAGGAGGCACUGGAGCUCAAUGAGGAUUCAGAAGAGACACAAACCACAGCCAUCAGUGGACCUUUAACAGGAUUGGAGAACAUGGAUGUACAGCUACACACUGAGCAGCAUGAGAAACUAAAAUCCACAGAGCUGGAGCUAGUGUCAUCCGAUACAGUGGCCUGUUUGGAGAGCCACAGCCUGGAGUUAGAAUUGACAAACACUGGCUUAACUACAUCGAAGAUUUUAGAGGAUAAACCGGAAGUUUCUUUGUUCAUCGAGGCUCCAAAGAAGCGCAAUUCAACUGACGACUUAGAGGAGAUAGUUGAAAACAAAGUACAAAAAAUAAGCUGAGAAUCACACUCAUCUUCAUUCCUUUUUUAAAGCUUUUAAAAAUUGCUGUUAGGUAUGCCAUACAUUUCCAGAUCAAUAAUCUGUCUGUAUUCUGUCAUUUGGCAAAAUAUAGAUAUACAUGAUUCCAUUAUACAUUAUUUUUUGACCAUAAAGCUUUUUUACAUUUUUAUUUAUGUUUGUCAAUGCUAUCUAAUGCAAUGUACUUGUGCUUUUAAUGACUGCAUUGGGUUUCAUUUAUCAUUGAGCGUAAACAGACUUGCUACUGAUCAUGUUUUCAUAAAUGAAACAUUGUGCGGGGAACAGUUAUGAGCUGUGGAAACACUUUAUGUAAGGAUGCCAAAUCUUGAAGUUCUACAGACAUAGUGAUAUUUAUAAAUAACCAGUGUUUAUUUAUUUUUUAAUUAAAUGCCAGAAUAAUUAUUGACUUUG